Anneissia japonica is the source of this 1334-nucleotide messenger RNA. Its product is annotated as neuronal acetylcholine receptor subunit alpha-10-like. Gene Ontology annotation, biological process: signal transduction; regulation of membrane potential; chemical synaptic transmission. The transcript has 3 exons. The record is from RefSeq and is a predicted model, not a curated record. Gene Ontology annotation, molecular function: neurotransmitter receptor activity; extracellular ligand-gated monoatomic ion channel activity; transmembrane signaling receptor activity. Gene Ontology annotation, cellular component: synapse; membrane; neuron projection. NCBI's taxonomy places the organism in Eukaryota, Metazoa, Echinodermata, Crinoidea, Comatulida, Comatulidae. Bases 329 to 1219 code for a protein of 296 amino acids.
GGGAAUGGGGCUUUAAAUGUUAUAUUGUUGUGAUUUAUUGAUUAUACUGUAAUGUAUAUUGUCUAUUUAGAAAUUCUUAACAGAUAAAGUUUAUAUAUGAUAAAGGACCGUUAGACUGCACUCAAUUAUUUAACCCAUACUAGUCAAUAUGUUUGCUGGACAGUCAACCGUCCUAAAUAUGUGAAUAUGAUGAUAACUGAAUUAUGGUGAGUGAGGAAUAUGCCUUAUCUUUAUUACUUAUAUCUACACUUCGAAGAAAUGGCAAGACGAGCGUAUUAAAUGGAAUGCGUCUGAAUAUGACGUCAGUUGUGUGGCUAUUUCCGAAGAUAUGAUUUGGAAACCUGAUUUAACUCUGGACAAUAACAUUGACGAAGAAUUCAAUCAGUUCCUACCAAAUACACCAGUAACGAUAUGUUCAGACGGAAGUGCAACAUACGCAGCGUAUUCUAUAUUUCGGAGUUCCUGUCACAUCAAAAUCAAGUUAUUUCCAUACGACUAUCAAACUUGCAAACUGCGAUUUUCUUCUUGGGUUCACAAUAUGUUCGAACUAGACGUUUAUCCGAAUCUACGAUCUCUGGAUCAGGAGGAACAGUUUGAUGACAACGGAGUGUGGGAGCUAAUUAGUGUGGAUGUAAGUCGGGAAGUGGAGGAAUACAAGUCAGGGUUUAACCCGUUUGUUUACGCCGUCUUUUCCUUUCAUCUCAUGCGACACCACGAGUUUCAGUUACUGUUUAUUUUGAUCCCUUACUUCUUCUGUUCCGUUCUCAUCUCUUUGAUGUUCUUCAUUCCUGUCGAGAGUGGUGAGAAGCUAUCGUACGGAAUCACAGCUGUGCUAGGAAUGAUCGUUUUCCAAGAAAUUAUUGCAUUUUCCUUGCCGCCUGUUGGAAAUGAACCCUCUAUUGUCGGAAAGUACUUCACUUCAGUGAUCUGUAUUGGAAUCAUAUCAGUGUUUGUGGAAAUUUUGGUUAACAACAUAUAUAUGCAAGGGAAUAUUUACAAAGCAUGCGUAUAUGUAUUCAAGUACCGCAAAGCAAAUACGAACGAACCCGGCGGUAAACACGAAGCAGUGGAAAAUCUACCAGAACAAGAUACCGCAGAAGCAGCCAUCAAACACACCACGGCUUUGCAAGAUUAUUGCGCUGUUUUUGAUUUCUAUUUUGGGAUUGGAGGUCUAAUUUUAAAUUUCAUAUUCAUGACCUGGUUUAUUAUAGCAAUUUAAUAGUAACACACUUAGACAAUAAUCUUUGUUUUCACUUCUGAUAAUAUAUAUUGCUGAUUGAUGACUUGUGACUAUCGGUUAUUAAACGACCCAAGUCAUUUGGGAACAAUAGUAA